AUGACUUCUGAGCGUGAGAACAAGACGUUCCUCGCCCGGCUCUGUGAGCAGGCUGAGCGCUACGAUGAGAUGGUCACGUACAUGAAGGAAGUCGCCAACAUUGGAGGCGAGCUUUCCGUCGAUGAGCGUAACCUUCUCUCCGUUGCUUACAAGAACGUGGUCGGUACCCGCCGUGCCUCGUGGCGUAUCAUCUCCUCCAUUGAGCAGAAGGAGGAGUCCAAGGGCUCUGAGCAGCACGUCUCGAUCAUCCGUGACUACCGCCAGAAGAUCGAGACCGAGCUCGAGAGGGUCUGCCAGGAUGUCCUCGACGUUCUAGAUGAGUCCCUUAUCCCCAAGGCCGAGACUGGCGAGUCCAAGGUCUUCUACUACAAGAUGAAGGGUGACUACCACCGCUACCUCGCUGAGUUUGCCUCUGGCAACAAGCGCAAGGUCGCUGCUACCGCCGCCCACGAGGCUUACAAGAACGCUACCGAUGUCGCCCAGACUGAUCUUACCCCUACCCACCCCAUCCGCCUUGGUCUCGCCCUGAACUUCUCCGUCUUCUACUACGAGAUCCUGAACUCCCCCGAUCGUGCCUGCCACCUUGCCAAGCAGGCGUUCGAUGACGCCAUUGCGGAGCUCGACUCGCUUUCGGAGGAGAGCUACCGUGACAGCACCCUGAUCAUGCAGCUCCUGCGUGACAACCUCACUCUGUGGACCUCUUCUGAUGGCAACGAGGCCGAGGGUGCUGCCCCCAAGGAGGACAAGCCCGAGGAGGAGACCGCCGCUGCCCCCGAGGACAAGGCCGAGGAGCCCAAGCCCGCUGCCCCUGAGUCCUAG
Messenger RNA from Aspergillus neoniger CBS 115656, 819 nucleotides. RefSeq names its product 14-3-3 adaptor artA-like protein. Gene Ontology annotation, cellular component: cytoplasm. The transcript is spliced from 8 exons. The record is from RefSeq and is a predicted model, not a curated record. NCBI's taxonomy places the organism in Eukaryota, Fungi, Ascomycota, Eurotiomycetes, Eurotiales, Aspergillaceae. Bases 1 to 819 code for a protein of 272 amino acids. Gene Ontology annotation, biological process: signal transduction.